GAUUGCUUGUUUUAAAAAUACAUUACAAAAAAGCAAAAAUUUUUAUAAUUAUUAUUAAAAUUUAAAAAAUAAAAUACCUCAAUAUGUAAUUAUUAUUUGAUAGUUAAAAAAUGAUUUUAAGUAAAAUGAUUUAAAAGAUAAAAAGAAACACACAUAAUUUUCAGGGUCAACUCCUAAUUGCAUGAAAAAUUGGAUUUAGGUUUUACCCAUCCCCCACUUCAAAGUUGAAAUUGUGCCGUUGAUUGCUUUUACUUGGAGGGUGAAAAAAUAUACGUUCAUAAUGAGUCCGGAAACAGAUCUGACUAACUUUAAGCAACUUUUGUUCCAUAGAGUUUUUUUAACUUACGUACUAGGUUAAUUCAGUAGUAUGUACUAGAGUCACUUGCGACUAAAAAUGUUUACUUUUCAACAAAAAAAAAUACGUUUUUUGGCGGUUUUUCGAAAAUACUCAAAAAGUAAGUAUUUUAUCGAAAAAAUAUUCUUGGAAAAAAUGUAGCAUAUAAAUAACGAAAAAAUGGUAUAUUCUUAGUCUAUAGAACCAGUAAAAGUAAAUUUGUAGCUCAUAAAAAAGACGAUCUUAUCCUUCAAAUUCCAAAUCAAAUAUUUUAACGUGAUACAUAGUACCAAAAAAUGAAGCUCUUUUCGGGGAAAAACCCAUUAAAAUUUUUUUAAUGUGUUUACAAAAAGCUUGAUUAUAUUUUAUAAGAGUUAUAUACGGGUAGGAAAGACAACCGAACGAAUUUUCGAACGUUUAAACAGACGACAUCCCAGAUUUACCAAUUUCUGGACAAUUGAUCCAAAGGCUGGAUUCUAACAACGAAACAGUUGUGGAUUUUCAAGUUUUAAAUGAGAGUCAGAAUGAAAAAACAUUAGUGACUUCGAGUAUGAUGGUUUGGAGAAUUUGGCUGGUUAUGGGGUGUAUUCUGUAACAUUUCCGUUAAAUUUAAGAGGCCUCUAAAAUUUAACUUUUAACCGUCCUCUAAAACUUUUCGGUUAGAUUGUCAUUCUGUAAACACAUAUUAUAGAGGACGGCUAAAAUAAAUUAUUUUAGAGGAAUCCUCUAAAAGGCUGUCAAGUAAAUACGGCAACGUCGCACCUUUGUCGCGUUUGAACUACUCCUGUCGUAGAAAUUGACCAAAAACUGAGUGUCGAAGGCCAAAAAAACUUAAGAAAGAAGUAGAAGUUGACAGUUUGCCUAAUUAUUGAAAAUAUUUACGUUUUUGUAUUCUUUUUGUGUUUACCGUUGAUGCAACGUCGUGUUUUCUUGUUGGUUGUUAGUUGUUUUUGGUUAUUUCAAACAUGUCUCGUGCUCCAAGAACCACUAAACAACAAAAGGAAUUCCUAAUUUCCUUUUUAGAAGAAAAUAAAAUUCUAAUGACAACAAACUUUCACCCAAAUGACCUGGGAAAAAUAAAUACAAUGUGGGAAAGGCUGACUGCCGAUUUAAAUAAAAUGGGGCCGUCCAAGACUAUAAAGGGAUGGAAGGAUACAAUUUCCGAGAUGAAAACAAAAAUAAAGAGGCGUGCCAGAGAAGUGAGGUAUGGAUACCAGGGAACUGGAGGAGGUGGUGCCAUAAAACCCUUAACUCCUGUUGAAGAGAGGUUGUUGGCACUGUUGGUGUCUGAUUUAUCCAUUGAAGGGGCUCAACUGGCAGAAGCUGGAGUUGAAAUGAUAGACGAUUCAUUUGAAAAACCAAUUGAAAUUGAAAUAAUAGAAGUGGAACAACAACCUUCCACUUCUUCGCUUCACCAUGUACCUCCGCCUAGACCUUCUUCAACUGAGUCAACUAUCACAAAUCCAGUGACUCAGCCACAGCCCAAAAAGGCAAAAACAGUUGGAACAUCCACAAGAAGAGGGUCUAGAAGAACUCCUCCUCGAGGACAAAAUAGAGUGUCAUCGGCCAUGGAGGUACAUGACAGGCAGUUGGCAAACCUUGCCAUGUCCAAUUAUGCCAUUGCAUCAGCAAUAAAUAGAUUAGCCAGGGCCAUUGCAGCCAGAAGAUAAUUAUGCAAUUUAUACAAUGCAUUUAUGCAAUUAUGUAAAUGUAAAUAAAUAAUUUUUUUAUCA
Molecule: messenger RNA, 2067 nt
Organism: Diabrotica virgifera virgifera (western corn rootworm)
Lineage: Eukaryota; Metazoa; Arthropoda; Insecta; Coleoptera; Chrysomelidae
Exons: 3
Coding region: 1300-2004 (234 amino acids)
Source: RefSeq, a predicted model, not a curated record